GCCUCGCGAAGCUUUCCGAGUUGUCCUCGUUUGACUUUGGUGGCUGCUUUUCUAACAUCUCUCCAGAAAUAUCCUCACCAGAACAAUUCGUCAAAAAAACACCUAGAGCACAUCUGUCACAAUGCCGAGCGUAUACCCAGGACUCGAUAUCCUCCAGAACACGUUUGGUAGUUCAUACAAGCCCAAAACCAAUGGCGCGACUCCUCUCCAGGCCCGCACCGAUCUUUAUCCCGCAUACUCGAUAGUCGACGAUGCGAAGAGCAAGGCAAAGAAACUGAGCGCUGAAGCCGCUCACGAGUUUGACGUUGCCAGCCAAAAGGCCCAGGCCAAGACUGGACACAUUGAGCUGUACUCCUCCCAAUACUAUGCCGCAUGCACAUUCGGUGGCUUGAUGGCCUGUGGCAUCACUCACACUGCGGUAACACCGUUGGAUCUUGUCAAGACGAGACGCCAAAUCGACUCGAAGCUGUACAAGGGCAACUUCCAAGCUUGGGGUCACAUUCUCAGGCACGAAGGUGUUCGCGGCAUCUACACCGGUUGGAGUCCGACCUUCUUCGGUUACUCGGCCCAGGGUGCGUUCAAGUAUGGCUGGUAUGAGUAUUUCAAGAAAAAGUAUUCGGACCUCGCUGGUCCCGAAAACGCGCACAAGUACAAGACAGCACUGUACCUGAGCGCGUCCGCCUCGGCAGAAUUCUUGGCCGAUAUUGCGCUCUGCCCCUUCGAGGCCAUCAAGGUCCGCAUGCAGGGUACCAUUCCGUCGCAGUACAAGGGCACCUUUGAUGGCUUCAGCCAGAUCACGGCCAAGGAAGGCUGGGGCGGUCUCUACAAGGGUCUCUACCCUCUCUGGGGUCGCCAAAUCCCUUACACCAUGAUGAAGUUCGCUUCGUUCGAGACCAUUGUUGAGAUGAUCUACAACCGUCUGCCCGGUGCCAAGAGCGACUACGGCAAGGCUGCCCAGACCGGAGUCUCCUUCGUUGCUGGUUAUGCUGCCGGUAUCCUCUGCGCCAUUGUGUCUCACCCUGCCGAUGUCAUGGUCAGCAAGCUCAACGCCUACCGCAAGCCCGGUGAGGGAAUGGGUGCCGUCACUUCGAGAAUCUACAAGGACAUUGGCUUCAAGGGUCUCUGGAAUGGUCUGCCAGUGAGAAUUGUCAUGAUUGGUACCCUUACCGGUCUGCAGUGGAUGAUUUAUGACUACUUCAAGGUCUUCAUGGGUCUCCCUACCACUGGUGGUGCCGCACCCCCUGCGGAGAAGCCCGCGCAGCACUCUUGAGCUGUCAUAGAGAAUGAGUGAUGAUGGUGGAACGGAUCAGGGCAUCUUUAAUGUUGGAGUUUAGCCUGGAGUUACAGAUGCGUCUUGUGUGUUUUAUAUCCUAGCAGUUGGUUAAUGUGUUGUUGCGAAAAGCUGCCUUCCAAGCACCAUGUUGCUCCUCAAUAUGUCAAGAGUGUUUGAUGUAUCUUUCUUAUCCCGUCUUGGUUGCUGUCCUUUAAACUGGAAGGAACGUACAUAGACUGGCUUAUCGAUCCCCGGCAAACUGAAACCCAGCUUACAAGGGAAGUCAGGAAAGGAACCAGCCGGUUUAAGCUCCCUCCUGCCCGUCGACAAUCACAAUGCCGCAAUCAUCAACUUCCACUGUCUCCUCUUUUCGUCCUCCUCUCGCUCUCUCAAGCUCUAUCACACAACGUCCGUUGAGCAUGCCCGGAAGCCUCUCAUAUCAUGUCUCCAAAACACCAGCCCCCAACUCAGAAUUAAACAUCGAAGGUGCUAAAGCCUGAAGUAUUAACUCAGGCAAAGC
Molecule: messenger RNA, 1793 nt
Organism: Neurospora tetrasperma FGSC 2508
Lineage: Eukaryota; Fungi; Ascomycota; Sordariomycetes; Sordariales; Sordariaceae
Product: mitochondrial phosphate carrier protein 2
Exons: 2
Coding region: 122-1270 (382 amino acids)
Biological process (GO): mitochondrial phosphate ion transmembrane transport
Cellular component (GO): mitochondrial inner membrane
Molecular function (GO): phosphate transmembrane transporter activity
Source: RefSeq, a predicted model, not a curated record